AUGAUGACGACCACGAAUGGAAUUACCGCCCAUGCUUCUGAUGAGACGAGACCCCUAAAGGUCUUGAUCGUUGGUGCUGGCAUUGGUGGGCUGACCGCAGCCAUUGCAUUGCGCAACCAGGGACAUGACAUUCAAAUAUUUGAGCAAUCGCAUCUAGCCACGGAGAUGGGGGCAGCCAUUCACUUAGCCCCUAAUGCAAAUGGCCUCCUCCGGCGUUUGGGUAUUUUUGCAGAGCAAUUUGGAGCUAACCCCAUGGAACGACUCACGGAGUAUAGCGCGACAGGAGAACUGCAACGGGUGUUAGACCUAACGGAGUCGAACAAGAAGUGGCAACACCCCUGGCUUCUCGCGCACCGCAUUGACCUCCACAACAAUUUAAAAGGGAUCGCCACGACUGCCACGAAAACCCACAACGCAAUCCCCCUUCGAACGGGUUCUCGUGUUGCUCAGAUCGACGCCGAGACAGCAACCAUCACGCUAGAAGAUGGCAGCCAGUUCCAAGGCGACGUGGUGCUCGGUGCUGACGGUGUGCACUCGGUCACCCGGUCUGCGGUGCCUGGGGGCCAGGUCAAGGCAGAGUGCCGGGGCAAGAGCGCCUUUCGAUUCCUGGUCUCUAAGGAGGUGGCCAUGAAUGAUCCGAUCACGGCCAAGCUCGUCCAGCACCCAGGUGAGCUCAGCAUCUGGUAUGGCAGCGAUGCGCGCAUUAUCAUGUAUCCUACUUCCCACAAUUCUGUCCUGAACUUUGUGGUGAUCCAUCCGGAAAACAAGUCCGCGGCAGAUACCGAUGACUCUUGGGGCCAACAGGGCAACCUGGAAAAGAUGUUACAGAUCUUCGACGGGUUCGACCCGGCCAUUCUUCGACUCAUAGGAAAGGCCGACCCCCAGAGUGUGAAGGUAUGGAAGCUCCUGGACAUGGACCUCGUCCCCCAAUGGCAUCAUCGCCGUCUGGCUCUGCUCGGGGACGCGGCCCAUCCAUUCCUGCCGCACCAGGGUCAGGGCGGCGGUGUCGCAAUUGAGGAUGCCAUAUCGCUGGCGGUAGUCCUAUCUCCAGGGAUAUCAACCACCGAGGUGCCCGAGCGACUCAAACUCUACCAUGACAUCCGACACGAGCGGGCCACUCGCAUUCAAGGAUACUCGCGUAUCAUCGGCGAGGAUCGUACAGACGACAAGCAGCUGGACAUGUACAGCUUCACCAACUUCAACUUUGGGCAUGACGAGUGGGAUAAUUCAACCCAGCGUCUGCGUGAGUGGACGUGGAAUCAGAUUCCUAACCCUUAUUGGCGCAUGCCCAUCGCAUUUGGCCCAAUGCCCGGACCACGACAGACCCAUCUCGGUGUACCACGCGACGGCACCAAGUCCACAUUUACGACGGCGUCAAUCAAGUUCAAGACCUCGCGAACCGUGCUGCAGAAUCUGCUCCCGCCUGGUCGCAAAGGCUGGCGGUUCACAUCUCCAGGUACCAUUGCUUACGCCUCAUUCUCGCAGACAACGCUGAACAAGAUGGAGUGGCUGGGUGGGUCAGGAUACAAGCAUAUUGGCUUGUACAUUCACGGGGUUGAGUAUGUCAAAGACGAUGGCUCGGUAAUCCAGGGCACCUACCUCCCCAUCCUUUUCGAGUCCUUGACGGAUCCCAUCGUUUCAGGCCGAGAGGAACUCGGCAUGCCCAAGCUUUACACCUCAGUCGAUGUGUACCGUCGCUCCAGUUCCUAUCGCAUCCGCACUGGGUGGGAAGGGGCCCUCUGGGGGAACUUCUUACUUGAGGACCUGGUUGAAGUGGACCCAUCAACCACCACGGGCGCAUUAAGCGGAGAAGCCGAUGCUGGAAUUCUGGCCUACAAAUACCUGCCCAAGAGUGGCCGGGCGAAUAAAAACAUUCCUGCGGAAGAAUAUGCCAUCUUCGACCCCUUCUCCAAGGCCGUGCCGACGCCACAACCACAGAGGGUGUAUACGACUGAUAAGGCAAGCAUACAAAUUGAUGCUUUAGAUUGGCAACAAUUGCCGACACUCUAUCACAUCAUUUCACGACUCGCAGAGGUCCCCGUUUUCGAGAUCAUGGGGGCGAAGGUGGUGGAAGGAGAGGGGGUGCCGGAUGUUUCAGGGGCUGGACCAAUUGAGUGA
Messenger RNA from Penicillium expansum, 2118 nucleotides. RefSeq names its product putative salicylate hydroxylase. The coding region runs from base 1 to 2118 and encodes 705 amino acids. The transcript has 3 exons. The record is from RefSeq and is a predicted model, not a curated record. NCBI's taxonomy places the organism in Eukaryota, Fungi, Ascomycota, Eurotiomycetes, Eurotiales, Aspergillaceae. Gene Ontology annotation, molecular function: FAD binding; monooxygenase activity; lyase activity.